Sander lucioperca (pikeperch) is the source of this 4872-nucleotide messenger RNA. It is a transcript of the gene jph1a, whose product is annotated as junctophilin 1a. The record is from RefSeq and is a predicted model, not a curated record. The transcript has 7 exons. Bases 245 to 2326 code for a protein of 693 amino acids. NCBI's taxonomy places the organism in Eukaryota, Metazoa, Chordata, Actinopteri, Perciformes, Percidae. Gene Ontology annotation, cellular component: endoplasmic reticulum membrane; plasma membrane; sarcoplasmic reticulum.
GUUGCGAUUGGCCCAGUGUCUUUCCUCAGCAAGAACUCGACGCCUCUCUCUCUCCCUCUGUGAUCAGUGGGUGAGAGGGGGGAGACGAGGAACACACAACGGAGAACCCGGCGUGCGCCUCCGUCAUCAUCUUGUUAGCUCAUCCUUUCAUUACACCACCGGUCCUGGAUCCCCCAACCACGGUCCUGGAGACGCCUGAGUCUGCAGCAGCGCACGAUCUGCUUUAUUUCCAGCCUAUAUCUGAAUGACGGGCGGAAGGUUUGACUUCGACGACGGUGGCACUUACUGCGGGGGGUGGGAGGAUGGCAAAGCCCACGGACACGGCAUCUGCACCGGACCCAAGGGCCAGGGCGAGUACGCCGGGUCCUGGUCGCACGGCUUUGAGAUAGUAGGAGUGUACACCUGGCCCAGCGGGAAUACCUACAAGGGCUACUGGUCCCAGGGGAAGCGGCAUGGGCUCGGUGUGGAGAAUAAAGGGAAGUGGAUGUACCGCGGAGAGUGGAGUCACGGUUUUAAGGGUCGGUACGGUAUCCGGCAAAGCCACAACACACCUGCUAGAUACGACGGUACCUGGAGCAACGGGCUGCAGGAUGGAUAUGGGAUCGAAACCUAUGGCGAUGGCGGUACCUAUCAGGGCCAGUGGAUGGGUGGGAUGCGACAUGGCUACGGCGUGCGUCAGAGUGUUCCCUAUGGCAUGGCCACCGUUAUCCGCUCUCCUCUCCGCACAUCUCUGGCCUCACUGCGCUCUGAGCAGAGCAACGGCACAGUGCUCCAGGACCUCUCCUCCCCUGCAGACACUCCGACAGGCAGUCGUGGCGGCUUCGUCCUUAACUUCCACUCAGACAGCGAGGUUGUCACUGGCAAGAAGAAGGGCCUGUUCCGCCGGGGCUCACUCUUUGGCAGCCUCCGGCAGUUGCGCAAGUCUGACUCUCGGACCUCAAUCUCCAGCAAGCGCAGCUCUGCACGCAGUGAUGCUGCCAUGAGCCGCAUCAGCUCCAGCGAUGCCAACUCUACUAUAUCCAUCGGUGAUGGCGAACUGCCAGAUGAGGACCUACCUCUAGAGGACCAUGUGGAUGCCACCACGACCGAGACCUACAUGGGCGAGUGGAAGAACGACAAGCGCAAUGGAUUUGGUGUUUCAGAGAGAUCCAACGGGAUGAAGUACGAGGGAGAAUGGCUUAACAACAAGCGCCAUGGUUACGGGUGCACAGUUUUCCCAGAUGGCACCAAAGAAGAAGGGAAGUACAAAAAUAACGUGCUGGUGCGUGGAAUAAGGAAGCAGUUGAUUCCUCUUAAGAACCCCAAAACCAAAGAGAAGGUGGAUCGAGCUGUGGAGGCAGCACAGAGGGCUGCAGCCAUCGCCAGGAGUAAAGUGGAAAUAGCAGCUUCCAGAACGGCCCAUGCCAGGACAAAAAGCGAGGCUGCAGACCAGGCCGCCAUCUCUGCUGUGCAUGACUCAGAAAUUGCCAGGGCGGUUGCUAGGGAGCUCUCCCCCAACUUUUACCAACCAGGUCCUGACUACUUAAAACAACCGCUAAAGGAGCCUGUGGAGAUUAAAGAGGUCCCUGUUGAAAAGAAGGACAACUCCCUAAGCGACUCUCCGCACUUCUUCCCCAAGGGUACCACUCCUACAUGCUCCCCUGCGACCAGCCCUGUAGCCACGCCUCCCCCUUCGCCUCACUCCAGCAAGAAGAAAGGUCAGCUCGCCAACAGCACCAGUCGCAAAACCAGCAAAGAGGAAAAACCUUCCCGCAAGACAAGCAAAGAAGAGAAGGCAAGUCAUAAGACAAGCAAGGAUGAGCGGUCUAGUAGAAAGCUGAGUAAAGAGGAGAAGCCGUCCGUCACUGAUGGCCCCAAAGCUUCCCAUGUGCACGUCGAGGCUCCACCUAAGCCUGCUAAAAUUCAGCAGCCUCCCGCAGCAUCUUCUCCUCCUCCACAGCCUCCUGCAAUUCCAGUCAAUGGCGAGGUCCACAGUGAGUACCACAGUUACUACGUCAAGGCCCCUGCAAGGGCCCGUCCACCGCCGGACCGUCAAGAGGAUAUAGAAGAAGAGCCUAGUAUCCUGGACCUGGCACGUAUGCCUCCACAACCCCCUAAAUCCUAUAGUAUCCCCCCUCCUAAGCUAGCCUCCUUACGGGAAAGCAAGAGCGACCCCAAACUCAGGAAGCAGGAUUCCCUAAAGCCAAAGAGCCUCGCAGACACAAAGAAAGCCAGUAUGGAGAUUGCAGAAAACAUGGAAGAAACAGGUCCUAACUCGGUCCUUGUUGCUAUGGUAAUGCUGCUGAAUAUUGGCCUUGCAAUUAUAUUUGUCCAUUUUCUGACAUGAUGAGGCUGUUUCUCAGUAAAACCAUGGCAACCGGUACAGUUGCAUCGCCGGCCUUGACAAAUGAAUAUGGCGCCAAUGAGACACGGGAGCUGCCGUAGGUGUUUAGGAAUCAGCGUGACACCGAAGAGAAUCAGGAGGAAGGCUUCACUACCACCAACCUGUCAUGGGCCUUCUUUAGGGCCAGCCCUGUGAAAUAGCACUGAUUUGGCUUCUCUGAAAGCUGAGGUGAAAUGUCGUGUCUAGUGAGAUAUAUAAAAAAAAAAAGUUUAAAAAUGCAACCAAACAUACAAGAAGUAAUUGAAACCCACACGUGUGCUGAUCCAAGCACUGGUCUCUGUAGCCCACUGCCUUGGCAGAGAUAGCAGUGGGCUGACGGACUUUGCUGGAAGAGUGUGGAGAUGCACUUUUAGAUGACGGGAGCAAACAGCUGCCUUUCUAUUUUGCCAUCUGACGUUUUGAUGAGGAGAUGUGAGCCCGGCGGCCGGGGGUGGUGGGGGGGGGGGAGAAUAGUCGCAGCGGGAACAUGCUCGGGUGUUCAGAGCGUUUUCUGGGGUUCACACCACUCUUGCAACAGGAAACUGGGCACGGCCGUUGCCAGCAGUUGUCAGUGCUCGCACGGUCACUAGCCAGUCUUACUCUGUUUACCCAAUCAUCACCGCAGCUUUCUCGAGCGUCGUCCAUUGUAACCCAAGAUUACACUGCUAUGAAACACUCCCCGUGCAUGGUACAGUUUUAACAUUUUGUUUUUGUUUGUUUUCUGUAGCUUUUUUUUUUUUUUUUUUUUUUGCUCGUUGUUAUCUGAAUGUUGGUUACCUGCAGUCAAAUGCUUGUAGUUGAAAAGGAAAUUUCUUCUCUCAAAAAUGAGUAAAUACAUCUGUUUUCCCUUUUUAUUUUUAAAAUUUCACUCAUUUCUAACAAUGGAGUUGUAAUUUGACAUUACAUAUUCAUGUUACUGAAAGUGCAAUAUGUUUUAUUUUUUCAAAGAAAAGCUUAUAGUAUAUUUUGCCAAAAAAAAAAGGAGAGAGGGAGGGUGGGGGUGGGGAGGGUUGUACAUUAUAAAAAUCCUAUGUUCCAUUUAUUUUGUCAGCCUCAUAAUUUGAAUAGCCUGGUUUUUAUAGAGGGUGUUGCUGAACAGCAGGCAUUGUGUUUAGGAAGGAGGUUCAUAAUUUUAAAGCUACCUAGCUCUGUGAGAGUGAAGUAACAAAUGUCUUAUGUUAUUUAUUAAAUCAGAAGGAAAAUAAUUUCAUUGCACAUGUCAAUGAACCAUUUUGCUUGAAUUCCUUCAUUCAAUUCUUUGCUUUAAAUGUUUCAGUAUACCACUAAAAUGCAAAGACGCAGUUCACGCAGCUGCUUCUGUGGGCCCUUGCGUGCUUGUGAGACUGGAUCGAAACAGUCUUGUGGACAGUGGAAGUAGAAUUUAUUCAGGUUGAGGCCAUGGGGAAUGUGGCACCAGGGAGAAGGACAGAUGCCUUUAAAAGUCUUUAACAGUACUACUGUUUACCUCAGAAAAAGAUGAGGAAGGGGGGGAGGGGAAGAGAUGCCAUCCUUGUCUUAACUUUGUCGUGUGGGGAUACUUUGACUGUUGUCAUCAACUGAAUCAUGCUUUGAACUAGCCUCAUCACAGCUGUUUGUAGUCUUUGUGCAAGUAUGGCAUGAAUUUCUUUGAUUUUAAAAGUGGUUAUUUAUAUGGUUGACAUUUGCUGUCAUCUCAACGAAGGUUAAUUAUUUAUUCAAUGAACAACUGAUGUGUCUGUGAACAUUGGUCAUCAUAAAAAGGGCUUUAAUAUGGCUAGGUUUUCUUUGCUGCAAUUCAGUUCAGCUUGACUUUAUUGUCUGGUAAAUGAGCAGCACGUUACAUUUGGAGAAUGCUUCAGCCAGUUAGAUGUUUGCAAACUGUCCACAUAACUAACCAAUAAAAUAUAUAUUAAAGAUGUGGCAUUGACAAUAAAAGCAGACCAAGACACUACAUUACUCAAAAAAACAUUGUUAUAUUACAAAUGUGAUGAAUUAAAUAACAAUUUUUCACCCUUUCUUUGCUACACCCUCUUUUCUUGUUUUAACUGUCUUCACAGGAGCAUGGUGAAGACUAAAGUUUCGGAGGGUUAAACAGAACAGCCUGUUUAUGGGAUAUUUUUUGAAAUGCAACAUUGCAUGUAGGAGUCAUUUAUAUAUAGAUUAUUAUAUACUAUUUGUAAGGAUUUUUACAGAGCACAAUCCAGAAUCUGGUAUGAGUUGGUAUUUUUCUAACAAUUUGCACACCUGUAUUUUGACAAUGAAUAUAACUUGUUUGUAAUUGGUAAUGUAAUGCACAUAUGAUAAUGUUUGACAGUGGAAAAAAAAAACUUUAUUUCUAAUUGGUUGUACUGUAUGCACCAUUUGGGGAUGUGAAAGGCAGAUGUACUUGUUUGAGUUAUUUUAAGAUAUAACGAGGAACUGCGGGAGACUUUUGAUAUCUCAAGGUUCAUGUUACCCCACUGAUUUGUGCAAAGUCUUUGGAGAUGAAGUUAUGUGUAUAACAAUAAAGAUGUUAUGCCUUGUUAAACUAC